AUGGAGGUGUUUUUCUGGGCGGUGUUCGGCGCGCUGGUGGUGCUGUGCGCGGGGCUGGAGGGCAGCAAGGGGCAGCGCGACAAGCUGCAGACGUCGCCCGCCUUUGAGUCCUUCAAGAACAACUACCUCCUCGUCUACUCUCUCAUGAUGGCGGGCGACUGGUUGCAGGGCCCAUACGUGUACGCGCUGUAUCAGCACUACGGCUACGACAAGGGCGACAUCGGCCGCCUCUUCAUCGCUGGCUUCGGCUCCUCCAUGGUCUUCGGCACCAUCGUUGGCUCGCUCGCCGAUAAGCAUGGGCGGCGGCGCGCGUCGCUGACGUACUGUGGGGUGUACGUGCUGUCGUGCGUGACCAAGCACUCGCCCGACUACCGCCUGCUCAUGCUGGGCCGCGUGCUGGGCGGCAUCGCCACCUCGCUGCUCUUCUCCGCCUUCGAGAGCUGGCUGGUCGCAGAGCACUUCAAGGUACAGCAGGCUGGUGGCGGAGCACUUCAAGGUACAGCAGGCUGGUGGCGGAGCACUUCAAGGUACAGCAGGCUGGUGGCGGAGCACUUCAAGGUACAGCAGGCUGGUGGCGGAGCACUUCAAGGUACAGCAGGCUGGUGGCGGAGCACUUCAAGGUACAGCAGGCUGGUGGCGGAGCACUUCAAGGUACAGCAGGCUGGUGGCGGAGCACUUCAAGGUACAGCAGGCUGGUGGCGGAGCACUUCAAGGUACAGCAGGCUGGUGGCGGAGCACUUCAAGGUACAGCAGGCUGGUGGCGGAGCACCUCAAGCCCAUCCCCGCUCGCAUGGAGAGGCGGAAACGGCCUGUGACACCGCACGGCGCGCAAGCCCCGCCAGAUCGGGGUACUCCCAGCCAUUCACCUUCCACCACGACGCCAUGUCCCCCUUCCCUGCCUUCAGCUGCGCACGCCCCUCUAUCGCCUCCUCCGACCCAAAGCCCCCCCUGCCCUCGAUGUACGCCAACAUCCCCUCCUGCAGCUCUAGCAUCGUUCCCUCCCGCUCCCCCUCCUUCUUCCAGUACGUGUCGACGAAGACCCUCGAGCGCUGCAGCCAUGCCUUCAUCACCCUGGUGCACUCUCUGUCCUUCAGGUAA
Messenger RNA from Closterium sp. Yama58-4, 1098 nucleotides. Lineage: Eukaryota; Viridiplantae; Streptophyta; Zygnematophyceae; Desmidiales; Closteriaceae. The record is from the annotation of a GenBank genome assembly.